Acanthisitta chloris (rifleman) is the source of this 1301-nucleotide messenger RNA. RefSeq names its product protein FAM46A-like. Gene Ontology annotation, biological process: mRNA stabilization. The transcript has a single exon. The record is from RefSeq and is a predicted model, not a curated record. The annotation marks the transcript as partial. NCBI's taxonomy places the organism in Eukaryota, Metazoa, Chordata, Aves, Passeriformes, Acanthisittidae. Gene Ontology annotation, molecular function: RNA binding; poly(A) RNA polymerase activity.
GCUCCAUGAAAUCUUUUAUGAAACACAAGGAUUUGGGGGUGGGGGGUGCAAGCAAGUGCAGUGGUACGGAAAUUUCUUGCAUCUGUGUCUUGAUUUGCUCAUUUUGUCUUUCCAAUUAUAGGAGGCUUAUGUGCAGAAAAUGGUAAAAGUAUGCAAUGAUUCAGACCGAUGGAGUCUCAUCUCCCUGUCCAACAACAGUGGCAAGAAUGUGGAGCUGAAAUUUGUGGACUCUCUGAGGCGGCAGUUUGAAUUCAGUGUCGAUUCCUUUCAAAUCAAGCUGGACUCCCUGCUGCUUUUUUAUGAGUGCUCAGAGAAUCCUAUGACUGAAACUUUUCACCCAACUAUCAUUGGUGAGAGUGUCUAUGGGGAUUUCCAGGAAGCCUUUGAUCACCUCUGCAACAAGAUAAUCGCCACCAGAAACCCAGAAGAAAUCAGAGGAGGUGGCCUUCUGAAGUACUGCAACCUUUUGGUAAGGGGCUUUAGGGCUGCCUCUGAAUCCGAGAUUAAGUCCCUGCAGAGAUACAUGUGUUCAAGGUUUUUCAUUGACUUCUCAGACAUUGGAGAACAGCAGAGAAAGCUGGAGUCCUACUUGCAGAACCACUUUGUGGGAUUAGAGGACCGCAAGUAUGACUAUCUCAUGACCCUUCACGGUGUGGUGAAUGAGAGCACAGUGUGCCUGAUGGGACAUGAGAGGAGACAAACUCUGAAUCUGAUCACCAUGCUGGCCAUCCGGGUCCUAGCUGAGCAAAAUAUCAUCCCCAAUGUGGCCAAUGUCACCUGCUAUUACCAACCAGCCCCAUACGUAGCAGAUGCCAACUUCAGCAAUUACUAUAUUGCCCAGGUUCAGACGGUGUUCCCUUGCCAGCAGCACACAUACUCUACUUGGCUGCCCUGUAAUUAAGGACCGACAUUAGUAGACCCGGUGGGGAGAACAUUUUCUAAGAUGUAGAAAGGGGCAAUGGGUCCCUUUGAAAUGGGGUGUUUUGUGCAAUGAUGAUCUGCUCUAGUUUUCAAGCUUGGGAAAAGCUUGUGGUUCUUCUAAUAAAUAAUGGGAGCACGAUCGAGAAAGAACCCCAAAAUAAUUGGAUCCUACCCCAGAGCACAAGAGGCCUGUCAUUAAAAGCAACCAGCUUCCCCUGAAAUAAGUGAGGGAGGAAUGCUUGAUGACAAUAUGGGUUGGCAGUAUCUGCUCCCAUAGCUUUGGCAUAGAGAAGGUGGGAAAGCCUUAUUUUCUUUUAUUUUUAUUCUUACUCUAGAAUGGGAUCUGCAAAAGGGAGAAUAUGAAAGAAACAAAACACACA